This is a messenger RNA of Aspergillus terreus NIH2624, 3930 nucleotides long. Its product is annotated as nucleoporin Nup120/160. The record is from RefSeq and is a predicted model, not a curated record. Gene Ontology annotation, cellular component: nuclear pore. Bases 1 to 3930 code for a protein of 1309 amino acids. The transcript is spliced from 3 exons. Gene Ontology annotation, molecular function: structural constituent of nuclear pore. NCBI's taxonomy places the organism in Eukaryota, Fungi, Ascomycota, Eurotiomycetes, Eurotiales, Aspergillaceae.
AUGGCGAGAAUUUACAAGGAUACCCGGGUCGAUCUUCGGCCGUACUCGCCGAGCACUGUCGUCAACAUCCCGAUCCCAUCUCAAUCGAACCCAAACAGCCGCGCCCGAUUCUCGAUUUCCUCCCUCACAGGCCAAAGCGAGACGGUCGCAAAAGAUGAAGAAGAGUUUACGAGGCAAUAUCUGGCCACUCAGGGCUCAAUCUACUUCCGCAAGCGCAGCGUGUAUCCCCGGACAUUCCUGUGGAGGGUGGUCAACGACAAUAAGGUGCUUGAGAUACAAUGCGUCGAUUUGACUAAGGGAGGCGUUGAGCAUCACGAGUACAACAACACUCUGCGCCUGGAUUUUCAGGAAGAGAUCCUUCCUUCGGGCGUCGACCUCGCCGAUGUGGAGGAUCACGAGAUCUUAAGCGUCUUUGUGAUCACUGCUUCAAAACAGCUGCACACCUUGACCCUGCGACCGGAAUUCUUCCGCAGGACCGCCUCGAUAGAUGAAACUAUAACAGAUUGGUGCAAAUCUUGCGUUCCGGCUCCUCUGUCCUUUUCCUACCCUCACCGACUGCAUGCCAGCAGCCCGCUGGAGUUGUUCAUUUCCCUCGACAACGGGUCGCUUUUGCGCCUGACCAGGAGAUCUGGCGAUGAUGGUUCCAGCUGGUCACCUCUCACCUUCGACGAGAGAACAUGGGGCUCCUCGAUUCGCGGCCUAGUUCGAUGGAACGCGCAGCCCUCCGUCAAGUACAAGGGACGCACCCUCGAUCUGAACCUGGCGAAUGCGAUUGCGACUACGUCCGAUCAGACCUACGUUUUUGCCGUUUGCCUCAACCAUACAUUGAAGAUAUGGAAUCUCGCGACGAACAAGCUGGCCGCUACGAAGGAUCUGUUGGGCCGUGAGAUUCAAAAUCCUGACGUGCCAGCCUACUCGUUAAACCCCGCCGAAUCAGCAUUUAUCCGCGUCUUCAAUGUCGAGAGGGCUAUGGACGGCGAAUACCGGUACUAUGUUAUCACCUACUCGCCUUUCGAAGACGGCCGCUUCAAGUUUUGGGCUGUGAAGGGAGGCCUGACAUCGCCGCUGAUCAUCGAGGACCUCUAUCCAGACACCCCAUUGAGGCCUUUGGACCCGGAUACGACUGGAAACAUGUUUUGGAGCAUUGCCGAUUUCGACAUAAAGCCCGCGGAGGAAGGGAGGCGCAUGGAGUUGUGGGUUCUGUGGCGAAACAGCAGCCUGUACCAACUGUACACACUUCAUUUCAAUUUCGAGACUUUGGCUACUGAUUGGAACAAUAACUGGGUAUCCACGAUGAUGGAUUCUCGUUCCCAGGAGCCCCCACCUCCCAUGGCAUUGUCAGAUGUCGUGGACCCGACAGAGAGAUGGCUGAAGUUCCUUCUACAGCCGAACAGAUUCUCCCCCGAGGCUCUUGAGACUGCACUGUCCAUUUAUCAGGAAGCCGUCCGGCCAUUGUCUUCGCAAAAUGCGUCCAAAAAGGGUGCAUCGCUUUCAGAACGGCUCUGCUCCACGAUCGCUGCUACCGUGUCCCUUCGCAAGUACGCUGAUGAGGAUAUGGACUUCACUCGUUACCGGACGGACACUGAUUCCAAAUGGCGUCAGUUCUGGCAAAUCGUGGAGGACAUCAAUAAGAGAAGAUUUGAGCCCGUCUCUCUUGUUUACGACGCAUAUUACGAAAUACCGUGGCUUCUUUUGACAGACAGUUGCGCUGUUAUCCGCGAGUGCAGCUCUACAGAAUUAAUUCUGCAUAACUCGGGAGCUGAGCUCCGCGCUGAAGGACCUAAAAUCGUCGAUCGCUGGAGACACAGGAAUCUGAGCUCGGAGAUUGGGGACCUUUUUGAACAGUCAUCUCAUCUCAUCAAAGUUGCUUCAGGCUUCAGGCGUAGAUUCCCAGCCGAGCUUGAAGCAGAUUGCCAAAGAGCCCUGGAAGCCGAAUUGUUCACCGAACCGUCGUCCUCCAUCCAAGACAGAAUGGACGCUUUCCGCGAGCGGUGUGAUUUUGGUGAACAGAUUUCCAAUAAGGUCUACGAAGGUCUGAUCGGCGCGAUGAACGAGCAGUUGAAUAUCUACAAUUUGCAGAACGAGGUGUUCUACACCAUUAUCGACACGAUACCUCUUGGAUUCCCGGGCAAGGAUUCUGAUCUUCUGCCUACCCACUUUGGCGUGAGAGUGACGGUGAAUGGAGUGCAAGAGACCAUUUUAUUCACCCGACGUGUUCUGACCGACCUCCUACUUCUUGUUCUAUUCGUGGAUGGGGAGGUACAGCAGGAAGAAGACUCAAACUUCGAUGCGGUCGACCUCUUUGCUUCGCUGAUCACCCUUCUGAGAGAAUACGAAAUGAUGGCCUGGCUGAGCUCCAACUGUCGGAAAUGCUCAGGUAGAUCUACAAGUGCGACUGAUGACAACGCAUCUACCUUUUCCCUGAAAGAAUCGUCCAGAAAGAAGGACGCCCCGAGAAUGGCGACGAUCCUAGAAGAUCUGUUCGCUACUGAUAUUAAGCCCCGUCAGACCACCGGGUUACCGCAGAGCUAUACACUAUCUCUGGGAAUUCGCGAUGUUCUAUCAUGGGUGACUCGACAAGGAGAAGUGGCAUACCCCAAUGCGUUGGUGUACAUCCAAUGUGAUCUGAUUGCGAAGAACAACAUUGAUCUUGCCUGGGACUUCUUGCGCUUCCAAGCAAGUACGUCUUGGGCGACAUACGUCAAGGGGCGUCUAUACGUCGCCAUGUCCGAAUUCGACACUGCAGCGUUGUAUUUCCGGAAAGCUGCGUACCUUCUGUCCUGCGGCAAACCACUCGGCAAUCUGCAUGAAAUGUCAUCCACGCUUCUUGACAUCGUUUCCGUGGACUGUUUCCACAACGGUCUGCCCAAGUAUUUCCAACACAUCUUGACUAUAUUCGAGAAGGCCAGGUCAUUCUCGCAUGUUGCCGACUUUGCCAGCCUUGCACUCCAGGCCCUUGCAAGUGAAUACCGGGACGACAAAGACCCAGAGUACAACAUCCUGCGUACGGAUCUGCUCUCGCGAUUGUUCUACGCAUCCCUCCAGACCUGCCAGUUCGACCAGGCCUACUCUACGCUCGCUCGGUACAAGGAUCUCGCCCUCCAGAAGUCGGCGCUCAGUUCUCUGAUCACGAGUAUACUGGUGGCUUCGGGUCCGGAUACUUCUGGCCUUCGCCAGAUCCUUCAUUUCCCCACAUCUCUUGUUCCAAACAUUGCAUCUCACGUGGACGAAGUUUUGGUUUCGCUUGCUCGGAAGCAGACGUCUUUCCACUCUACCAUGGACCAUGGGAACAAGUGGACCGACAGCACGCCGGAUUAUCAGCGAGUGCUCCAGGCUUAUCGAAUCGCUCGUAAUGAUUAUCGUGGCGCCGCGGAGAUCGCCUACCGGAAUGUUCAGCGGCUUCGCAUGGCUCGGGAUAGUCCAUCCUCGCAUCUUGUCCUUGCUAAGGGUCGUGAGGCCGAUGGCGCGCAAGCCACAGAGGAGGACGACCCGGAGAGCAAGGAGAUCCGACACGAGCUUCUGUCAUUGAUCAACCUUCUUCGUUGUGUGGACAAGAGCGAGGCCUAUAUCCUCGUCGAGAAGGACGAGCCAUCAGUGCCGGGCCAGUCUCUCGAUCGACGUCGCAGCGUGCAGGAAGACGAUGGAAACGUCUUUAUGGACGAUGCGGACGCAUCGCCCACAGUACAAGGGUCGAAGCGUAGGUUCAGCUCGAGCACUAGUGCUAUGAAGCCGAAUGUGCGCCGCGGCAGCAAGUCGUCCUCCACCGCAGCGAAUAGCCAGCCUUGUCGACGGGUCAUAGUCACCUUGGACCAUCUGCGACGGGAAUACCAGGCCGAAUUGGACCGCGUCAGCCGGAUUGAACGGGGCGAUUGGGAAUUUGGGAUCUUGGACCCUGACCAGGCGGAUAAUGAUGAUACGAUGCUACUCUAA